This is a messenger RNA of Pygoscelis adeliae (Adelie penguin), 1425 nucleotides long. RefSeq names its product ceramide kinase-like (gene CERKL). Bases 1 to 1425 code for a protein of 474 amino acids. The transcript has 13 exons. Gene Ontology annotation, molecular function: kinase activity. The record is from RefSeq and is a predicted model, not a curated record. NCBI's taxonomy places the organism in Eukaryota, Metazoa, Chordata, Aves, Sphenisciformes, Spheniscidae.
AUGGGUUGGUUGAGAACUGUUGGGAGAGGUGAUUCCCGUAUGGUUUUACAGGCUCAAGAAGAGAUUAUUGAAAUGAAAGAUGUCUUUUCAGUAAAACUGAAACGUCGUCGUUUUGUAGGACAGAAAAAAGGUGGUACUUUGUUGGGUAUCACAAUUUUUAAAUGCUUGAAUAAAGAAGAAAAUAAACUAACAGACUGUGCUAUCCAUUUAAAUAACUUAAGUGAAGAUCAUUGUCAUUCAUGGUUUAGACAUCUAAAGGAAAUUUUGAAUGGCUUUCAAAAUAGACCAAAAUCCUUAAAAGUGUUUGUUAAUCCAAGUAGCCACAAAAGAGAAGCCACUCAUGUUUACUAUGAACAAGUUGCACCUCUUUUUAAGCUUGCUGAUAUCAAAACUGAUGUCACAGUAACUGAAUAUGAAGGACAUGCUCUCUCAGUACUUAAAGAAUGUGAACUCCAGGCAUUUGAUGGGGUAGUUUGUGUUGGUGGAGACGGAUCUGUCAGCGAAGUUGCUCAUGGUCUACUACUUAAAGCCCAGAUAGAUGCUGGAAAAGACACAGACUACAUACCAACGCCAGUCAGAGCACUGGUUCCUCUUGGAGUAAUACCAGCAGGUACUACUAAUAUUUUGGCCCACACUCUCUAUGGUGUUAAGCAUGCAGUGACUGCAACAUUGCACAUUGUAAUGGGACAUAUUCAACCAGUAGAUGUCUGUACUUUCAGUACUCCAAGCAAGCUUUUGCGGUUUGGGUUCUCAGCUAUGUUUGGUUUUGGUGCACGGACUCUAGCUUUGGCUGAAAAACACCGUUGGAUGCCCUCCAAUCAGCGGAAGGAUUUUGCUUUUAUCAAAACACUGGCAGAUCUCAAGCCAGAGGAAUGUGAAUUAUCAUUUCUACCUCUACAAAUUCCACAGGAAGACUCUCAUGAGAAUGACAGAAAGAAGAAAGAGAAAAUUAAAAAAAAGGGUAGCAAGGAUCAAUGGCACAAAAUUCAGGGUCACUUCCUGAAUGUGAGCAUUAUGGCAAUCCCUUGUCUGUGUUCAAUGGCACCAAGAGGCUUGGCACCUAAUACGAGGUUGAAUAAUGGGAGCAUGGCUCUUAUUGUUGUACAAAAUACUUCUCGAACAGAGUUUAUAAAACAUCUGAAAAGAUACGCCAGCGUAAAAAAUCAGUUCAAUUUUCCCUUUGUUGAGACCUACACAGUUCAAGAAGUAAAAGUACAACCGAGGCUUAAAAGUGGGCUUGAUGCCAAAGAAAAUACAUAUUUGAAUGCUGCUUCUGCAGAAGGAAAUUACCCUUGGAACAUAGAUGGAGACUUAAUGAAAGAAGCGUCAGAAGUUCACGUUCGGGUGCAUCCUCAGCUUAUUAAUCUCUAUGGAGUGAACACUGAUGACCUGGAGAGUUUCCAAGCAACAUGCAGUUGCAUAUAG